This is a messenger RNA of Branchiostoma floridae (Florida lancelet), 1203 nucleotides long. Its product is annotated as tripartite motif-containing protein 3-like. NCBI's taxonomy places the organism in Eukaryota, Metazoa, Chordata, Leptocardii, Amphioxiformes, Branchiostomatidae. The transcript has 2 exons. Gene Ontology annotation, biological process: proteasome-mediated ubiquitin-dependent protein catabolic process; protein polyubiquitination; negative regulation of translation. Gene Ontology annotation, molecular function: ubiquitin protein ligase activity; translation repressor activity; protein binding. The record is from RefSeq and is a predicted model, not a curated record. The coding region runs from base 41 to 1138 and encodes 365 amino acids.
CCCAACCGUAGGUUCUACUCCAAGCACGGACCUAGUGCCUAUGCUAACAUCGAAUGCUAAGAUGGUGUCUACGGCUUCCACCGCAACAACUUUUACAGCAACGACUUCUACAUCAACAAACUCUACCGCAACGGCUUCUACAGCUACGGCUUCACCGUCAAGGACGUUAGCCACAACGACUUUUACAUCAACGUCAAAGAUGUCCACCUACCAAACGACAAUACCGUUUGACACGACCCGACCUGAAACUGAACUGAGCAUCAAUAGUGCUGUUCCAACAUCCAUCAACACAGAAAGCGAUGGUCGAGUUUUGAUGAAGCCGAUCACAUUUGGUGGAAAAGGAAAAUCUCAAGGAAAGUUCCAGUAUCCCAACGCAGUGGCCGUCUCUGCUGAAAAUGAAAUAUAUGUGUUAGAUGUUGACAACAGACGGAUCCAAGUCUUCAACAAGAAUGGGGUCUUUCUCCGCCUCUUCAAAACGGUGUACGAAGUACCGGGUAAAGAGAAACAAACUAUUCACCCUUACGAUGUCGCAAUUGACGCAAAUGGUUUUGUAUGGGUAGUGGGAGAUAUAAGAGAUGAAUUACAAGUAGUACAGUACAGCCAAAUCGGCAAGCAAAUGUCUACAGUCGACCCCAAGUCCUCUACCUACUUCCCAGCCAUUGCAGUGAAUGUACUAAACGGCAACAUCGCUGUGGUCACGAAAGGUAACACUAUUUUUGUGUUUCUGCCCGAUGGUUCAGUAUACAACAGAUUCCAAUUGGUUGGUGGAGUAGACGUCUCUUUCGUCACAUUCAAUAAUGAAGGUAACAUCCUUUUUACGGACGCAAUGCGUAAUACUGUCCAUGAGUACACUCGUGAUGGAGAUAAGCUUUUCCAGUUCGGAAGUAAAGGGCGUGGUGAAGGUCAACUGCGCAGCCCUGCACGUAUCUGUACGGACAGCUCGGGGAACAUCUUCGUGUCCAACGUGAGAAAUAAAAGGUUUGACAUGUUCACCAGCCGUGGGGAGUUUGUCCGCACAGUUUUUAGCACAAAAUCGCCAGUCGGGCUUGCUUGCGGACCGGAUGGACAGUUGGUGGUAACUGAUGCACGGUCUCAUACUGUGACAAUCAUUCCUCGCCAGUUGGUAUUGUCGGGAUGAUAUUAAUAUUGUUUGGCGAUGUCAAAUUUUCUCAUUUUUGUACUUUUCUAUACUAUAAAUGUACU